AUGGACAACAACAUCCCCGUCACAGGUCUCGAUGACCUCACGGCGCACAUGGACGCUCUAAUCGCCAACCCUUCCACGCCGCUUAACGCCAAAUUGUUUGAUGAUCUCGAGCUUCAGUUGACCGACUCCAACACCCCACCCCUCCUAACCACCCUCCUCCCCCGCCUCGUCCAAAUCCUGCACACCACGCUCUCCGAUCCAACGACGCCCGCCUCUCUAACCACCAAACUCCUGCGCCCACUUACUUUCAGCCAAAUCACCUCCCUCGCGCCUCCCGAGUCCUUAAUCCAGGCUCUCGAGUCCCCGUUUCCGGCCGCCAACAUCCUCGCCAUGACGAUAUUACACAAAGCCGCCUCUGCUUCUAGCGAAGUGGCGCAGUUGGCGGAGAUGAAGGAGGUCGUCAAAGCGUUUGUUUGCACGUGGCUGGGAAGUUCAGAGGUGGGAGUGGGAGAAAAGGGUGGGAAGGUGAUGGGGGAUUUAUUGGAUGUUGAUUGUGAUCAUGAACCUCCGGCGCGUACACAGCAGAGGAGGGGAGGGACGGGACAUCCUUUAGAUGCCGGGAUGCCGACUUGGCAUGACCUGGUUCUGCGAAAAGAAAAGGGGUCGGGAGCUUUGUGGAAGCGAGUAUUUGACGAUGAGGAGAUUUAUGGACUUGUGUUGAACUUGUUGGCGGGACGGCAUGAAGAUACGAAUAUCAUCAACCCCUUGGAUGAAGCGGAGAGGAAAGAGAAGGAGAGACAACUGACGCUGGCGCAGGGGAGGAUAUUGAGGAUCUUGCCGAGGCUGGCGGCGUUGGAUCUGGAGAAGGUUGUCAGGAGCGAGAUCAAUGCCCCUACACCCGGCUAUUACGCGGCUGGCGCAGCGACGAACGGGCCUUCAACGAACAGACACGGCACACCCAAGCAUAACGGCACAUCCAACCGCCCAAACCAAAACGGCGACAUCCUCAUGAACGGAGUUGAAGAGGAGGAACAAGCACAGAUGCCCCUACCACCACCACCAAAGACCGGCCAAGGCCUCCUCCACUUCGCCGCCCUCCGCAUGGUCGACCGCAACGACAUUCUCAUGCACUUGUCACUGAUCGACUUCUUCGAGGCUUUUGUCGGGUUGAUGCGAGUCACCCCACCUUCCGAGUACAAGGUUGAGACUGUCAAGGAGAUUUUGAGAGAGGCGUUGGUGGAUAAUAAUGAUAAGUUGCUGAGAGAGAGCUUGGAGAGUUUACCGGAUAGGACGGUGGAUGAGGAGAGGGAGGAGUUAAGGGGGUGGCUGAGGGAGGUGAUGCCGCUAGUUGGGGAGGAGAGGGAUGUUGUGAUGAGGUAG
Molecule: messenger RNA, 1320 nt
Organism: Sordaria macrospora k-hell
Lineage: Eukaryota; Fungi; Ascomycota; Sordariomycetes; Sordariales; Sordariaceae
Source: RefSeq, a predicted model, not a curated record